Messenger RNA from Stegastes partitus (bicolor damselfish), 4060 nucleotides. Its product is annotated as EH domain-binding protein 1-like. The coding region runs from base 445 to 4047 and encodes 1200 amino acids. Lineage: Eukaryota; Metazoa; Chordata; Actinopteri; Pomacentridae. The transcript is spliced from 21 exons. The record is from RefSeq and is a predicted model, not a curated record. Gene Ontology annotation, molecular function: protein binding.
GAGGAAGCAGACCCAUAUUACAACAACCCCAGGCUUGAGUAAGCUGCGCUGUUUCCCUGUGGAUUUCUGCCAGAAGAGAAAGAAGAGAGAGACAAGUUGUCAAUGAGAGCUCCUGCAGUUGUUUGGCUGAAACUUUAUCUUCAUAUGAAGCGUUUAUAGCCUGUGUGAAUGACAGAGAGCAGGGAGGGAGUCGGAUCCUCUUUGCUGCUCGUUAUAAUCGCCUGAUCUGUAUAGAGCUCUUACUUUUCGGUACAUUUUUGUGCGUGUGUGUGAUUCAAUUUAUUGCCAAUGAGCGCAAGUCGCAGCUUGUGCGCGGUUUAUCAUCAUCACCAGCAGAGGAGGAAGAAGAAAACCAUUUAAGGAGCGCAACCGGUUGGAUUAUUGUCACGCCGAGGAGUUCUUUCUCUCUCCUGUUUAAUUUCUUUUUUUUACCAAGAAGAAGCCAUGACUUCGGUUUGGAAAAGACUGCAGCGAGUUGGUAAAAAGGCUUCAAAGUUUCAGUUUGUCGCGUCUUACCAGGAACUUGUUUUGGAGUGUACCAAGAAAUGGCAACCAGACAAGCUGAGAGUGGUGUGGACCAGGAGGAACAGACGCAUGUGUUCCAAGCUCCACAGUUGGCAGCCUGGGAUCAAGAACCCCUACAGGGGGAUGGUGAUGUGGCCUGUCCCAGAAAACAUCGACAUCUCUGUUACUCUCUUCAAGGAGGCCAAUGCUGAUGAAUUUGAGGACAAAGACUGGACCUUUGUCAUAGAGGGUGAGAACAAGGGCCACCGUAAGGUGCUGGCAUCAGCUGACAUCAACCUGAAGCGCUUCGCCAGUCCCACGCCAACCCAGACUGACCUGACACUGAAGCUGAAGCCGCUGUCUGUCAAAGUGGUAGAGGCCACGCUCAAGCUGUCGCUGUCAUGUGUCUUUGUUCGCGAGGGGAAAGCCACUGAUGAAGACAUGCAGAGUCUUGCCAGCCUGAUGAGCGUCAAACCCACAGAUAUCGGCAACUUGGACGACUUCAAUGAGAGCGAUGAAGAGGAGGACAAGAAGUCUGUGACUGCUGCAGUCGUUCCACACACUCUAACUCGCCCAAAUCGUCCUGCUCCUCCUCCACCUGACAAGCGAAUCUCCUCUGGACCCACUUUUCCAUCCUCAGCCUGUGGUCGUGAUGGAGGUCCUCCCAGCUCCGCCGUCACCUCCCGCCCUCCUCUCCCGACUGCUCCUCGCCCCUCACCCCGUCGCUCCCGACAUCCUUUCUCCCCCGCAGAGACCCAACCUUCCCCCGGCCCCUCCCCUCAGCCCUCACCCAGGUCCAAGCAUAAAAAACUCUCCGUUCCUGUAGCUCCUGAGGCUUCUGCUGUGCCGGCCUCUCUAGCCGAUAGUCCGAGCUCCCAGGUCAAAGCAGAUGCUCCCUCAAUUCAAACUAACUCCUCCUCCUCUGAUGCACCCCCUCUUCCGAACUCUUCUGAAUGUUCUGAAGCUGUGUCUACUGUAGUUUCUGCCACAGCUUCAGCAAAGCCCUCAGCUCCAUCAUCAAAAUCCUGUGAAGGUGCUGCAUAUUCAAACACACCCUCCACACUGCCCUCUCAGCCUCCCAUUGCAGCAGGAAUUAUCUCUUCGAUUCCCAAACUUCCCUCCCCUUCCUCACCUGAGACUAUUACAACAUCAGCUUCCACAACUCCCCAAAAGUCCUCUGUCACUGUAUCCACUGUUCUGACCCAUAAGCCCACCUCUACUCCCUCUCAGCCUCCUCCUCCCAAAUCCUCCACCCCCCAAAAGCCCACCCUGUCCUCUGAGCCUCCAUCUGCUCCCCCUCCUUCCACCUGGACCGUCUCUCAGCCUCCCUCCCUGCCCAGAAUCUUCCAGGCAGGCUCAGCAAAAGCUCCUGCUUCAUACCAGCAGCGCCCCCCAGAGGUUCAAACUGGGGAUGAUUCUGCUUCAGCCUCUGGCCGUUCUCACGUUUUCAGACCUCAGAUUGUCAAGCCAAUCGCCCGGCCCACCUCACCCUCUCCUUUUUCCGCUGAUGCUCCUUCACUUGAGCCAACACCACCUCUUUCAAAAUCUCACCCCUCUAGCUCAGAGUCAGGUGUUCAGGGGUCGUGGUUGAAAUCUGACUCUGCUCCAGGUGGUGGGGGCAUCGCCCCUGUCCCUCUGUUGACCAGUCCUGAUCUGGAUGCCCUCUGUGACCCAGUGGUUACAACCCGUCCUCCCUCCCUCCCACACUCCUCACCCCCUCACCCCUCUUCUCUUUCCACUUCUACCUUUUUCUCCCCCCCUCUCACUGUCGCCCAUCCUUCUGCUCCUCCUGCUCAGAUCGGCUCCUGUCAGUCAGGCUUGAUGUUCCCCCCCACUCAGGAGGGUAAAGAAACAACCUUCACGGCGAAAGAAACAACCCCGAUCCCUCCAAGCCAAGGCAAAGGUUCUCUUCAAAACACCCAGGAAGUGGCAAACAGCAAAAUAUCCAACCAGCCAUUCAGACCAGAUUCAAAGGCAGCCAUCACAGACAACAAAGCUGGACCAGGAAAGAUCAGCUCACUCAAAGAAGAUGCCGUUGAGGUGGACACCCCCGUUAAACAGAAGGAACAACAAACAACAUCAGAAGAUUCCCAAGCACACCACAUAGUCACUGUUCAGCCCGGCACACCACCGGUUAAAGAGGAGCCCAAAGAGCCAGAGGGACCCGAUGUGAAGCCAGCAACCUCACUCAAGGUUCCCCCCAAGACUCUUGUACUGGAGCCACUGCUCCCCUCAAAACCAGAACCAGAACUGCGGCCGGAACAAGAGCUACAGCUGUCAGGAAAACCACAACAGGAGGGAGCAGAUGAGGUGAAACCAGCCGUCGUCGUGGAUGGUGGUCAGGGGAGUUCGGUCGACAAAAAGGAGCCAGUGUGCGAGGCAGAAAAGCAGCUGUGGGCAGCUGUGGAGGAGACCACAGCCGAGGCAGGAGUGACGGAAAGUAGUGGGAGCAAGGAAGAGGAGGAAGAGGAGGGUGUAGUAGGGGGGCGAAAAUACCGGGUGGCUGACGUCCCUGACGGUGGGCAAAAGAAACCAGCAUCUCUUCCAGAAGACACCAGUGACAAACGCACAAACACACACAUCACUUCUCCACAUCAAUGUGAGAUUACGACAUUUCGUCUUCCUACGUUACCAGAGGAGGAAACCUCCGACCUUAAGACCCCUGAGCCUGUUCCGGUGGUCAGAGAGGAGGCUGAUGGGAAGGACGACACCACUGAGGGCCUGGUGAACUCCAGCCAGUCGCUGCUGCAGUGGUGUCAGAACGUCACCAGCGGGCAUCAGGGGGUGAAGGUCACAAACUUCAGCACGUCCUGGAGGAACGGCCUCGCCUUCUGCGCUAUCCUACACCACUUCCACCCAGACAAAAUAAAUUUUGACCAGUUGGACCCUCAUGACAUCAAGCUCAACAACAAGAGGGCGUUCGAUGGUUUCGAGGCUCUGGGCAUCUCCCGUCUGUUGGAGCCGUCCGACAUGGUUCUUCUGUCCGUCCCUGACAGGCUCAUAGUUAUGACUUACCUCAGCCAGAUCCGCACACACUUCACCAACCAGGAGCUGAGUGUGCUGCAGAUUGAGCACAACAGCAGUCAGUCCAGCUACGGCCUCGCCCCCUCCGGUCCUGCUCCCACCAACGUUGACGCUGCUGCUUUCUGCAUGGCCAGACUCAACGAGGGAGUGAGUCUGGAAGAAGGAGGAAGCAGCACGCUCGUCGUCCCACCUCCGAGAACCAAGCGACUGGGUAAAGUGGACGAUCCAAUUACUCCAGUUCCACCUCCGAGGUCGGUUACCAAGGUGGUCAAAUCUGGACCGGCUCAGGGUGACGACACAGUGAAUAAUUCUGCUAAAGAAAACACUAAUAACACAGAGUUGCAGAGUGUAGCGGGAACCCAGCCUCCCAAACCAGAAGAGGAAACAAUGUGUCUGCAGGACACCAGCCAGUAUGUGUUGAGUGAGCUGGCUGCGCUGGAGACGGAGCAGAAGCACAUCGACAGCAGGGCUGCAGUGGUGGAGAGACGACUGCGAAGCCUCAUGGAAACAGGCGAGUGACACACAACAUACA